AUGGACAACAUUGCCGGCUUUAUUUUUCUCUGCGGGCUCGUUCUCGUUAGCGCAACGCAGCCGCAGGACGAAAUCCUUAACAAUUUUCAGCAGGUUACGAAACUAAGUCACUUGGGACUUGAAUUCGCCGACUUCUUCCAAAAUGUAACUCUCAGUGAUAUAAGCUUAGCGGAUUCCCGAGCGCCGAAUGAGGAGGAUUUGUUGUGUCUCCGAGACUUGACUCUGUUUUCAAAUGCUCUAAAAGAAAGGAAACUCUGGGCCUUGAAAAUGAUCGAUGCAUGGGGUUCCAUUCCCUCUGGCAUUCUGACUGGCAACAGGCACAACCUGGGCAACUACGAUGAAUGCCUCAAUAUUAACAAGGACAUUAGCCAGGGUGUUACAAUCCGUGGUAAAUACUGUUUCCUGCAAACUUCCCUCAGUGCAAUGCUUGGCAGUGAUAUUGGUGCUCUCGGAGUAGUAACGAGAAUAAAGACAGCAACCUGCUUUCCUGCCUCUUGUUCGGCAGCUCACAUGAAUCUAUUUGUGAGUCAGGUGUUGCAAAAGGUCCUUAACUUGGACAUUCCCAGCACAGCAAUGGGUAUCAGUGAUGCCAGCUGCCAGACGAGUGCGAGUGAACCGUGGGAUGGACUCACCAUUUUUACGGUAGUGCUCUUAUCACUAAUGGGUGCUAUUGUGGCUGUAUUCACGGUUUACGAUUAUUUCUUCUGCAAGAACCACAAUGAGCUUCCUGCUAUUGUGAAGGCGUUUUCGGCAAGAGCCAACUCUCGAGCUCUUUUCCGCAUCGUGGAGAAUACCUCCAACCCGAAUGUGAUCAGUUGCCUCAAUGGAAUAAGGUGCAUGUCACUCUUUUGGGUGGUUUUUAGCCACGAGUACACGGGCAGAUUCUUUGCUGCGAAUCUUAACCUAUUCAACGUUCUUCCGUGGUCCAAGCUACCUUUUGCAAGCUUCAUUUUGCACGGCUUCUUCUCAGUGGAUUCCUUUUUCUUUCUCGGAGGAUUGUUGCUUGCCUUGAUUGCACUUCGCACAAUGGAUAGAACCAAGGGAAAACUGAAUGUGCCACUGAUGUACCUUCAUCGCUUGAUCCGAAUCGUUCCUAUUUUGGCCGUGGCUAUACUGGUUUACACAAAACUCAUGACGGUAGUGGCGAAUGGACCUCUUUUACAAGGCUUUAGUGGAGAAACAGCAUGUGAAACCGGAUGGUAUUGGACUUUGCUGUUUGUGAACAACUACACCAAUGUGAAGUGUCUCGGCCAUACCUGGUACUUGUCAGUGGACAUGCAGUUGUUCAUCAUCUCUCCGGUCCUGCUGAUCGCUCUCUACAAAUGGGGCAAGAAGGCUGCUGCUGGAAUAUUCGUUCUUAUAGUGCUGCUCUCUGGCUGCCUCUUUGCCACGAUGAUGGUCAACAACUACUCGAUGAUGUUUUUCCAAAACAGCUUCAGUAUAGAUGCCAUGUCCAAUAUGUACUUUGCCACUCACACGCACGCUACACCUUGGCUGAUUGGAUUCUUAUUUGGAUAUUUUCUGCAUUUGAAUAAGGGCAAAAAGUUCCAGCUGAGCUGGAUAUCAGUGUGGUCAGGAUGGAUUCUCUGCCUGGCCAUGAUCUUUACCUCGAUCUUUGCUCUGUAUCCGUCAACCCAGUCGAAUACUCCACCGCUGACAACCCUGGAGGAGUCCUUCUACUACACCCUCACUCGAGUGGGUUGGCCGUUAGCCCUCUGCUGGGUGGUCUUCGCCUGCAUGCAAGGAUACGGAGGAAUGGCUAACAGUUUCCUUUCCUCCCCGCUGUGGCAACCUCUGUCGAGGCUCUCCUACUCCAUAUACAUGUGGCAUUUGUUUAUCCAGGAAAUGAACGCGAAAAGUUCUAGGACAAACUCGUACUUCUCCGACUACCAAUUGAUGCUUCAAUUCUGGUCAGACAUUGGUAUUACCCUGGUGGUUGCCUAUCUAUUGUAUCUGAUUAUCGAGGCUCCUAUUGGUGGACUUGACAAUUUUCUACGACCUCAAAAGAAGCCUGCUGGUGUUCAAAAAACCAGCUCAUAUCCAAUUCAGAUAGUUUCAGACCAAAAAGUACAUGGUGAUGGUCCAAGUAAGCUGAAAGAGACUGAAACGAUAGCUCAAACAAUAUCUGAAUAGGAUAUAACUAACUCAUCUAAUAUAAGAUAAUUUAUAUAUCGUAGUUACAUAAAAUUAUU
Drosophila serrata is the source of this 2192-nucleotide messenger RNA. Its product is annotated as nose resistant to fluoxetine protein 6-like. The record is from RefSeq and is a predicted model, not a curated record. NCBI's taxonomy places the organism in Eukaryota, Metazoa, Arthropoda, Insecta, Diptera, Drosophilidae. Gene Ontology annotation, molecular function: acyltransferase activity, transferring groups other than amino-acyl groups.